GUGGGAAACGGAUAGAAGUUAAUUUGCAUACAGGUGCCACUGAAUGACACUAACACGCACUGCCCGGUUUAAAGGUUGCAAAACGCAUUUCAAUUAUGUAGCUGAUCCUUGAAGGGAUACUUACUAUACGUGCAAAACAUGCACCUAUAUUAUGUUACGCUGCCAUAUGGUGCAGACGGUCGAGCCGACAUUGGUAAAUGGGUGUUUUAUGAGAUGCGAUGUAGUCGCAAGAAAUAACCGUUAAAAUGGACAUUGGUGGUAUUGGUUCGGUAUAAUAAUCAAUUGUUUCUCUUUAUUACAGAUACGAUGCUGAAAUGGGUUAUCACACGUGGUCCCAGCGAAGCUGGUCCACGUGUCCCUCCAACCAUCCCGCACCAAAACUGCUUGUGCGAUAAAGAAAACCACUGCGAAGAGUACAUCGAAAUUGAAAACAAUAACUCCUACGCUUUCAACGAACUGGGAAAUUACUUCAGCCCUAGAAAAUGUCGGGUUUCCUCAGGCCCUCUGAAACGAAGCGCCUCCAAGGAUUGUACUUGUUCGAAGGAUAUCUAUCAAACCGAAUCGACAGACAUCAGUUCCCGUAAAAAGCCACUUUCUUCGAGUAAGUCCUCCAUCGAACGCACCAGAAAGCUCCGAACUCGUCGAGAACGCAACAAAACUCUAGUCAAACGCCUGUCCAGUGCGAAUUUGAGAAACGACUCGUAUAGUCUCACAACCACUAGCCCUACGGUGGAGCCUCUCAGUGCAGAGUUACUGCAAGCUUACCUCAACUCGAACAGUUUGUUCAAUGAGCGGGAGAUCAAAAGCCCCGACGAACCAAGCCCAGUACAAUCCGGAAGGUUGUUCCGCCAAAGAGUGGUUCGAAGAAAGCACAGCAAAACGACCAAAUCGAUCGGUCAACUGCAGCUAGAUCCGAACGAAAGUGCCAACAUUUUCGACUGUUUCGUUUUCCGAGAACUAGCCCAGGAUAUGAAUGAAUAGAAAUGAACAUGAUAUGAUUAGGAUCAAAGGAAAAAGUUAUUUUGCAUUAUAACUGUGUACAGUUAGCUAAUUUUUUCGCCGUCCAGCAUUUUCAGCCAUCACGCCCUUGUUUAUAUUAUGCUUGUUUCAGAAUUUCAAUGACUUUGUUUUUU
Molecule: messenger RNA, 1133 nt
Organism: Topomyia yanbarensis
Lineage: Eukaryota; Metazoa; Arthropoda; Insecta; Diptera; Culicidae
Exons: 2
Coding region: 307-981 (224 amino acids)
Source: RefSeq, a predicted model, not a curated record